Molecule: messenger RNA, 291 nt
Organism: Iphiclides podalirius (scarce swallowtail)
Lineage: Eukaryota; Metazoa; Arthropoda; Insecta; Lepidoptera; Papilionidae
Source: the annotation of a GenBank genome assembly
AUGUGGGUACUCCGUGGGCCCUCGCGGCGUGCGGGACGCGCGAGAUCUCGAGCUCCACUGCGCCGGCGCGGUCGUCGCCAGAGAAAUUACCUCCGAAGCGCGAUCCGAAUGAGAACUUUCACCGCUAAGAUUCUUCUAAGAGCAAAAAUUCUAAUACAUUCGUGUUCCAAUAUGGCCGCCGCGGUUCCCGCGCCGCAGACGGCGGUCCCGGUUACCUGCGUCACGCACACAGGCGCGCGCGCAAACACAGACGGCGGGAGACGUGACACAGACGCGGCUCUAAUGCCGCUG